AAUUAAACUAUCAUUCUUGCUCUCUCUCUAUAACUUUCUCUCUCCUCCCCUGUUUUGUUUUUGUUCCAACAACAUCAAUGUCGUCGACCUCUGCAACACCCCUGCUGAAAGAUGAGCUCGACAUUGUCAUUCCGACAAUUAGAAACCUCGAUUUCCUCGAAAUGUGGAGACCCUUUUUCCAGCCGUACCAUCUAAUCAUCGUACAAGAUGGCGAUCCCACAAAAAAGAUUCAUGUUCCAGAAGGUUUUGAUUAUGAACUUUAUAAUAGGGAUGACAUUAACAAGAUUCUGGGUCCUAAGGCUAAUUGCAUCUCUUUUAAGGAUUCUGCUUGUCGUUGCUUUGGUUACAUGGUUUCUAAGAAGAAGUAUAUCUACACCAUUGAUGAUGAUUGCUUUGUUGCCAAGGACCCAUCUGGCAACGAUAUCAAUGCCCUUGAGCAGCACAUUAAGAACCUUCUGUGCCCAUCAACACCUUUCUUCUUCAACACUUUGUACGACCCUUUCCGUGAUGGUGCUGACUUUGUCCGUGGAUACCCCUUCAGUCUGCGCGAGGGUGUCCCAACUGCUGUUUCCCAUGGUCUGUGGCUCAACAUCCCUGAUUACGAUGCACCCACUCAACUUGUCAAGCCCCUUGAGAGGAACAAGAGGUAUGUGGACACAGUUUUGACUAUCCCAAAGGGCACAUUGUUCCCCAUGUGUGGUAUGAACCUGGCUUUUGACCGUGAGCUUAUCGGCCCUGCCAUGUACUUUGGUCUCAUGGGCGAUGGUCAGCCUAUUGGACGUUACGACGAUAUGUGGGCUGGAUGGUGCACUAAGGUCAUCUGUGAUCACUUGGGAUUGGGAGUGAAGACUGGACUUCCCUACAUCUAUCACAGCAAGGCUAGCAACCCAUUCACAAACUUGAGGAAAGAGUAUAAGGGUAUUUUCUGGCAAGAAGAGAUCAUUCCCUUCUUCCAAUCUGCUGUGAUUCCAAAGGAAUGCACCACUGUUCAGGACUGCUACAAAGAACUUGCUACACAGGUUAAGGAUAAACUAGCCAAGAUAGACCCUUACUUUGAGAAGCUUGGUGAUGCCAUGGUCACAUGGAUCGAGGCAUGGGAUGAGCUCAACCCACCUGCCAACACCGAGGCCAAGUAGAUCCCACCAAUAAAGAUUCAUUCUCUUGUUUUCCCAAACUCAACUCUUUAUGUCUUAAAACACCUGUUUUUUUACUUGAAGCUAGAGUUGGGGGAAAUAUUUAUAGGCUAGCAGAGUAGCAGCUGCUCUAAAAUUCUGCAUUUACUUUCAGCAAUUUUUUUUUUCUGAGUUGUUAUGGUCAGCUUAUGCUAUUCCGGAGCGAUAUCUGUAGACCAUGAGCUUUUAGAUGAAUAAAAUUUACAUUUUUUA
Molecule: messenger RNA, 1385 nt
Organism: Spinacia oleracea (spinach)
Lineage: Eukaryota; Viridiplantae; Streptophyta; Magnoliopsida; Caryophyllales; Amaranthaceae
Product: probable UDP-arabinopyranose mutase 1
Exons: 4
Coding region: 78-1136 (352 amino acids)
Biological process (GO): UDP-L-arabinose metabolic process; plant-type cell wall organization or biogenesis
Cellular component (GO): cytosol; plant-type cell wall; Golgi apparatus
Molecular function (GO): UDP-arabinopyranose mutase activity
Source: RefSeq, a predicted model, not a curated record